CACUACUUGUGAUCAACGACUCUCAACUUUUAAGCAGUUAUACUGCAGAAAAACAGCUAUAUAUUCUACUAGAAACGUCAGAUCAUGAGGGACUCUGUCAUUGCCAGUGAACUCAACACUGGUGAAGGAGAGCGACGAUUCAAGUAUCAAUCGUUCAAAACCAGAGUCGAACAUAUAAAAAUAGAUGUGGUCCAUCGAGUCAAGCGAUAUGAAGAAGACCCAGACGAACAUGGAUCGUAUUUUAACGAAGCACUGGAAGAAUGGAAAGAGAAGAACCUCACAACACAUUUUUCGCUGUUUGUGCGAGAUAUACAAAUGUAUGUCAAGACUCUACCAUCCAUUUUGUAUCACAAGGAACGGCUGGUAGCCUGCAUAGAGAAGCACCUACAGGUGCCCGAUAGUUUGGCAUUAGACGCCAUCCUUGACCUUACAACCAAACUUGCAAAGGAUUUGGAGUCGGAAUUUUAUCCUUAUUUCGGUCAAAUUUUCGCGGCUAUUGUUCCUCAUAUCAAGCACCGAGAUGUCAAGACUUUGGAGAGCGUCUUCAACUGCAUAGCUUAUUUGUUCAAAUACCUCUCUAAGCAAAUGACCAACGACCUCUGCCCAACAUUCGCAAUGCUUGCACCCUUAUUGGGUGAAGAUAAUCAACAGAAACCCUACAUUCGACAUUUUGCUGCCGAAUCCUUUGCCUUCCUGUUGAGAAAGGCUCGUGGAAAGGACUUGACGUUGAUUAUGGAGUAUAUCUUAGAAAGAGUCCGACAAGAACCCAAUGAAGAAUUUGUAGAGGGUGUGGCUAUGCUGUUCUUUGAAUGUAUCAAGCAAGUGGAUCAUCAGCUACAUUCUCGCGGCGUUGCCAUCUUUAAGGAACUGAUAUUACACAUGUACCGAGAAGAUGUCGACAGCAUUACUAUUGAAGAAAACUCUACAUAUCGAGUUCUCAGUAAAACAACGCUCCUCAUCAUUCACCAUACCUAUCGACAACACAUCACACAGCUUCUUGAAAUGGUUAUGUCAGAAGCUGACAGCACUUUAGGGCGGCUGGAAAAAGAGCCAUCUAUUCAAGAUUUCAAAACGCUUUCCAUAAUUGUUCACGUCUUAGUCAUUGCGGUUACUGCUCGCAAGUCUAGCCGUGUGCCAGACCACAAACCUGUUACAGCAUGCUUGAAGCGAAUUGCAGACAUCAUCUUGGUUGAUAAUGCUCAGCCUAAAUUUCCUUUCCUUGCAACCGAAUUCUUCCGCUUGGCCACUGCUGUGUUUGUUCUCGGUACAUUAGAGAACUGCGUUGGAAGCGGAAAGGCUGUCCUUGAUCGCAUCGCGGAUUAUAAUGAUGGACCCGCAACAUAUGGUUUCAUCCUUAGUCUCGCCAAGGUUGAAUGGCCCAACUUUACGCAAAUCAUGCUGCCAUACAUAGUGAAAAUUUGCACAGUUCACUAUAAAAAGUACUUUAAUCAGACCGUACUGUUUGUGGCCGAGCUUCUGGAAACUCAAGCAAUUCGAGUUACGCCAGGAAUGAUCUCUUCAAAUGUGACUCCAGAAGGCCUUCUCCGAUUUCCUACCGACACUACAAAAGGCUCAAAAGGGGAAAAGACCUCUUUUGUAGACAGCUUAUUGGAUGCUCUCCGCAACGACUAUGACUGGGAAUAUGAGAGAGAUGUAAUGAAUAAUUUGGACGUAAACGAGAAUGUUGAGGUGGUUUCCAAGAUAUCUGUGGUCAGUGCCAUUCUCUCCAUCAUUAGCCAUGUACAGAUAUCGGCUGAAGAAACUUUGGAUACGCUAGUGUCACUGUUUGAAUCUUUGAAGAACGCUCUCUCCAAAAUUCAAGACAACAGCAUCGCCAUGUCAGCAUUUACGGUUGGUCACAAGAACUUUCCGUUAGAGUCUCUGAUGGGUAUAAUUAUCAAGUCCAUCACAAGCGUCUCUGUAAGCUCAAACCAGCUGCAGAAGCUAUCUGGCUAUUGGAGUCGCUUCGUCAAUGAUGUCCUUCUUCAACAUCCUGGAAAUGAAAUGAUUGUACAUGGUGUAUAUACCUUCAUGGAUGCACUUCAAAACAGCAAAUUGGUUAAGGAUAACUUCAAGAAAGAGAAAUUGCCAGAAGUCUAUCAGACAUUAUGUCCUCUCAUUAGUUCAUACAGAAGUAACGAACGCCUGUACAUAUUGAAAAUCUUAGCACUUUACGAGCAGCUGCCUAUGGAACUCGAUGCCGAUCAUCGCGACUACGAGGAAUGCGAUGUCAUUAAUGUCAUGCUUACGAUGGAAGAAAUUUCCGCCAAUAUCAAGGAUUACCGAGACAAGGUGCUACAUCUUCGCAAACUUGGCGUUCUUCUUGCUUCUCAAAGAGUUCCCGAGUUCUAUUUUGAAGCCAUAUGCCGAAUUGCUUUAGCUCUCCUGACUAUCAAUUUUCAACCUCUCUGGGCCGAGUCUAUGGCUAUUCUCGAGACGGCUGCUAAAGUCGCUCCCAGACUCUACUGGAAGUAUACCUUUAAUGAAAUGCAAAAGUUUGAUAAUCAAUCUGAAUUGAUUCAAGACGGAUUUGCACAAUCGGCGACAUCCUUGUACUUUGCACCACCAGCACCCACUAGCGGUCAAGCUACCAAGACUGGCGGUUUAAGUUUUGAGUGUCCAAAUCUUAAUAAGUUCAUAAGAGCUGAAGACGAGGCAACAAGUGCUAUUUGUAAAGAUCAGGCAAAAUCCUUGGCUAUGCUCUUUGUCAAGACAUAUGCUCCGGCCAAUGACAGGAUGGAUUAUUGGAACUACUAUACCUUGAUCCUCAAGACAUUUGCAAAGAUUCCUACGGUUACUGAGCAACACAACAAAACUAUCAUUCCAGUGUUCCUCAAGUUCUUGGAAACCGAGUACUACACAGCAUUUGAAGGUGACUUUGACGAAGAGCAGGAGGAAAGCAAGGCAGCUCGUAUGGAUGUAGACUGGUCUCAAGAUGUUGAGGUUUUAGAACGCAGUGCAAGAACUUCGAAACAAAAGAUGAUUCAAUGGCUUCAAAUCUUUGCAUCUUUCAAGUCUUCAAAGUCCAUGUACAAGAGUGACGAACUCCGUGACGUUUUCCUACGCUUGCUGACAAAGGGUGAUCCAAAGCUCCAAGCCGCAUCGUUAAAAUGUCUUUACACUUGGAAGAGCCCUGCGAUAUCCCCUUAUGCGGAUAACCUCAAUAAUCUUGUGGAUGAGACUCGAUUCCGCGAUGAACUCUCAACCUUCAUGAUCAACCAUGAGCAAAAUACAGUAGAUCCUGCUCAUCGAAAGGAGCUGAUGCCAGUUGUGAUGCGAGUCUUGUACGGAAGAAUGGUCCAGCGUAAAGGAAAAAGUGCUGCUAAAGGCAAUAUGGGUAACCGCCGUAAAGCUGUUCUAGGAGCUGUGGCAUGUUGUGAAGAGGAUGAAGUUCGAUUUUUCAUUCAUCUCAUGUUGGACCCUUUCAAGCCGCUGCUGGAAUUACCUGACUCUACCCAGGCGGGUGCAGAGUUUGAUAUCAUCACGAGCACCGAUGUGACCACUUUCGUUCCUUAUAGAAAGCAAUUGGGAUUCCUCAACAUUCUGAAUGAUGUUUUGACGCAAUUGAGCUCAAAUAUUCUACCAAGUUUGCAUGAGAUUAUCAAGGUUACUCUUUAUCUCAUUCACUCUGCCAGCAACAAGGCUGUUGUGUCAGCAGCAGAAUCAAGUGAAAUGGAAGUUGACGAGCAAGAGGAGGUUCCGGAAGAGGAAGUGCAAGACGAAGAUGACGUUGAAGAAGCUGGAUUUAAGCCGGAGGACUCUCAAAGCCAAAGCCGUAACUCAAGAGAGGUUCGCCUGUUGGGAAUCAAACGUCUUGUCACCAUGUUCAACUUGAGUGGAUCAUUUGAUUUUACCAAAUACCUUCCUUCCAUGUUUUCAUCCUUCAUUUCUGCGCGUCUACCAAAGUUCGCUCUUGAAAACACACAAGCGCCAUCAUCCCUACUCGAGCUUUUCUAUGCCUGGUCAUCGCGACGGGAGUAUAUGCUGUAUCUUUCUGAUUACGAUCCUAUCCUUCUUCCUCAAGUAUUCAGCAUCCUAUCGGCAAAGAAACUACGGGAACGUGUUCAUGUCAUGGUGUUGGAUAUUAUUGAGAACAUCUUGGAUAACUGCCAAUCGGAUAUGGAUGUAGACAAGGCCGAGUCCAAGACUCUCACUGCAACCUUGAUUGUGUCGAACGUUGAUAUUUUGCUUACCAACCUGGAACACUCACUUAUGCAAUCCAGAAAUGAUGCCAAGUUUGGAAAAGAAAAGUUCUCUGUCCGUGAAAUCGCCAUCGUAUCAAGAAUCUCUUCCUAUGUUGAUAAUGGACGACAGGCUACAACCAUUGUUGACCUUCUGUUGCCAUGUCUGAAAAAGAACCCUAGAGUGGUGCCAGAGAAGACAAAAGCGAACAUUUUGGAGAUCUGGGCCAGAUUCCUUCCCAUCAUUCCUGACUUCAAGGCUGGAUCAGAUUUGUUCAAGCGCUAUUAUAGCUACGUAUCUAUGAUGUUGUCCGCUCUUCAAGGUCGACAAGUCAGAUUGCUGUUGAUUCAAGUUUUCAAGCAAUUUGCUGCAGUGGAUGAUUCAUUGAGCCAGAUUGCUUACUUGCUUGAGGAAUUGAACGCAUUUUCUGAUCGACGCAUCGACGAACCCGAUUUCGAUCGUCGCCUAGAUGCCUUUGCCAAGAUCAAUCAAGAGCUUAAUCCAACAUUUUCGCCCAAGCAAUGGCUCCCUCUUCUCCAUCAGUGUUUGUUCAACAUGCACGAUCCUGAAGAAAUGGCCAUUCGUGGAACUUCUUCUUUGGCUGUCAUGAAGUUUAUCGACAAUACCGCUAGCCCUGAGCACGAAAACGAAAAGGAAGAGAUGGUCAAUCUCAUCAGUCACAUAGUGUAUCCUGGUAUUAAGAAGGGCUUGGCAUCGUCCAUUGAAUUGGUUCGAGUCGAAUUUAUCACUGUAUUGGAUCAUGCUGUCAAGGUCUUCCCUGAGCUGCCUCAUUUUGCUGAUCUUGUCUGCUUGCAAGCUGCUGGAGAUGAAGAAGCCAACUUUUUCAACAACAUUUACCACAUGCAAAUCCAUCGUCGUCUCAGAUCACUCGGUCGUCUGUCUGAAGCUGCUGCAGCUGGCAAUGUCAAGCCCAGCAGUAUCAACAAUAUUUUCGUUCCAAUCCUGACGCACUUCAUUUUCGAAAGCGAUCAAGUUACGGAUCACAAUAUUAUCAAUCAGAGUAUUAUGACAUUCGGUGUUCUGGCUGGCCAGCUUCCUUGGAACAGCUACUACCGACUGUUGAAGCAAUAUCUCAAGAUGAUACCCAAGAAGACUGACCUGGAAAAGGUCCUUGUUCGUUUGGUAACAAGUAUUUUAGACUCCUUCCAUUUCGAUCUCACUCAAGUACAAUUGUCAGAGGAAUCUGUCCAAAAUAUUAUGAAGCGCAAGAAGAUCAUUAUCGAGUAUAUGGAGGAGCCGUCUGCAACAGGUCCUAUCCCAGAAGCUGAUGAAGAGGAAGAAGUCGAGGAAGAAAAGCCCGUUGAGCAAAAAGAUUUAGCUGAACGUAUUCACGACACCGUGGUGACCAAGCUCCUUCCUGAACUUCACCGGUAUUUGACCAACAAAGAUGAAACUAGCGCCACUCUGCGUGUGCCAGUUGCUUUGGGUAUGACCAAGGUUCUCAAGGCUCUACCAGAGAGUUCCAUGAGAGUCAAUUUACCAGGAUUGCUCACUUCGGUCUGUCAAAUCUUGAAGAGUCGUCAACAAGAUGCUCGUGAUUCCACCCGUGAUACUUUGAUCAAGAUCAACAAUUUCCUUGGACCUUCCUACUUCCCUUUCAUCUUGAAGGAAAUGCAAGCCGUUUUGCAACGAGGUUACCAGCUUCACGUUCUCGGUUUCACUCUCAACUCGUUGUUGUCAGAUAUGAUCCCCAAGCUUAAUGUUGGCGAUUUGGACUUUUGCUUGCGACAAGUUGUUGGUAUCCUUGUUAAUGACAUCUUUGGUCAAACUGGCGAAGAGAAAGAAACGGACGAAAUCACUGGCAAAAUCAAGGAAGCAAAGACCAACCGCAGUUUCAGCUCUUUUGAACUCAUGGCUCAAAUCACAGAGUUUAAGAACCUGUCUGUCAUGCUCAUUCCUCUUCGUGAGAUUAUGAGUAAUACCGAAAGUCUUACAGCUACCCGAAAGAUUGAUGAGACUCUCAGUCGAAUUUCUCUUGGUUUGAAUCGUAGUGCUCAGUUCGAUGCCAAGGAAAUAUUGAUUUUCUCUCACCGUUUGAUUUCACAAAACGCUGGUUUCAGCGACGGCAAGACCAAGAAGAAAGCUGCCAAGUCCCAAAUGGAGAAGAAUUUCGAAGUGCAAAAUAAGCGAGACUUCAGCGAACCGGUUGAUCAUUACCGCACCAACGCAUUCCGUUUCGUUUACUUUGGUUUGUCAAUCCUGCUCACUGCACUGAAGCGUAACCGAUUCGAUACCAAGUCUCACGAACACUUGCAAAUGCUCGAUCCAUUUGUCAACGUUGUAGGCAAUUGUUUGUACUCAACCCAAACUACCAUUGUGAUAACAGCCUGCAAGGUUUUGAACGUUCUCUGCAAGUGGCCUCUUCCAUCUAUUCCUGAAUCUGUCCCGGUCUUAGUCAAGCAAAUGUUUGUCAUCAUCAAGAGCUCUGGCAACACGAACUCUAAUCUUAUUCAGACGAGCUUCAAGCUCCUUACUGUGUGUAUCAGAGACCGUUCCGAGUCGUCAUUGACAGAACACCAACUCACUUACAUUAUCAACUUGAUUCGACCGGAUUUGGAGGAACCUGAAAAGCAAACUACCACCUUUGCUCUCAUUCGUGCCAUCAUCUCGCGCAAGUUCAUGGCUCCAGAAGUAUAUGAUUUGAUGGAGAAUGUUGCGGAGAUCAUGGUUACCAGUCAAGGAAGAGAAGCUAGAGAUUUGUGCCGAGGUGUUCUUUAUCAGUUUUUGAUGGAAUAUCCACAAGGCAGAGGCAAGCUUCGACAGCAAAUGGGCUUCCUAGUCAAAAAUCUGGAUUACGCUCACGAGAGUGGUCGUGAAUCGGUCAUGGAAAUGCUUCAUGUAAUUUUCAACAAAUUUGGUGAUGAUAUCCUUAUGGAAUACGCCGAGAUGUUCUUUGUCGCUUUGGUAUUACGUUUGGUAAAUGACGAAUCAGCGAAAUGCAGAGAAAUGGCUGGUACAUUGAUCAAGGUUCUACUUGUCCGCAUGGACCAACAACGUAUCUCAAACGUCUACAAGCUGCUCGAAAAGUGGCUCGCCGAUUACAGUCAACGCAAUCUUCAACGUGCUGCUUGUCAAGUUUAUGGUCUUGCCGUCGAAGCAUUUGGUGAUGGGUUCAAGAAUCGAAUCCCACAAUUGCUUGAACGUCUAAACGAGAUGCUUCAACUGAGCAAGGAUUUGACUCACAAGUAUCACGACUCGGAAGACGAUGAUGAAGAUGAAAUGGCACUUGAUCUGGAGUGGGAGGUUGGCUAUUAUGCUCUCAAUACCUAUACCAAAAUUAUCAAGCAAUUCCCUGCUAUCAUCUACUCUGAAUCAGUACCUAUCUGGAAUGUCAUCGAAGAUCAUAUCCUUCAUCCUCACACAUGGAUCCGCAUAGCUUGUACAAGAUUGUACGGUCUUUACUUUGCUAAUAUUAAUCCCGAAACUCGCCAAUUGAUUGACGGCAAGACUACCAUCUCAUAUUUGACCCGCUCAAAGCUGCGAUUGUUAGCUUCUCGCUUUACUUUACAAUUAAAGAGUAAGUUGCUUACUGAAGAUCUGGGAACCCAAAUCGUCAAGAAUCUCUUCUACAUUGGAAAGUGCUUCUACCUUAUUCCCACUUCGGAGGAUGUGCCUGACGCGUCAGAAGAAAUUGCUCAAACCAAUGACGCUGAGGAUAUUGAAGAAGCCGAUGCAGACGAAGAUGCCGGUAUCAAUGGAGUAGAGGCAACAGGAGGUGCUACUGAACGCGAUGAAGACGAAAAGAUGAUCGAGGCCAACAAAUUCAAGGCAGCCAAGCCCUCUUUAGCAUGGCUGUUCAAUAAGGAAUCCUUCCUUGCUCGUGGUGCUGCGAUUCGUGGUCAAAAGAACAUUCUCCUCCGUACAUGUGUAUUCAAAUGGUUUGCUGCCAUGAUGUCCGUUUUGAAAGCAGGGGAGAUCACUCCGUUCUUAAUAUCAAUUGUCUCGCCACUUUAUCGAACUGCUGAAGACGAAGAUACCAAGGGAACCGAUUUUGAUGAACUCAAGCAACUUGCUAAUGAAGUUCUCAGUUUGGUGCAAAAGAAGGUUGGCACAACCGAGUACUUUUACGCCUACAAUAAAGUGCGACAAAGAGUUCAAGAAGUACGCAGCCAACGCAAAGCUAACAGAGCUUACCAGGCUGUUUCUGACCCUGUAGCCGCUGCACGCAUGAAAGUGAAAAGAAAUGAGAUGAAGAGAAAUGCCAGAAAGCGAAAGACUGCGGAUUUCGCAAACAACAAGGCUCGCUUCGGAAUCAAAAAGAGACGUGGAGGAGCCGAAUAGAGAGAUUACACAUAUCAAAAAACAGAUAAUAUAGACUGUACAUAGCA
Molecule: messenger RNA, 8531 nt
Organism: Umbelopsis ramanniana AG
Lineage: Eukaryota; Fungi; Mucoromycota; Umbelopsidomycetes; Umbelopsidales; Umbelopsidaceae
Exons: 8
Coding region: 85-8484 (2799 amino acids)
Cellular component (GO): nucleolus; 90S preribosome; small-subunit processome
Source: RefSeq, a predicted model, not a curated record